Molecule: messenger RNA, 1227 nt
Organism: Trichomonas vaginalis G3
Lineage: Eukaryota; Parabasalia; Trichomonadida; Trichomonadidae
Product: cyclin-dependent kinase inhibitor 2C-related family
Exons: 1
Coding region: 1-1227 (408 amino acids)
Cellular component (GO): cytoplasm
Molecular function (GO): protein binding
Source: RefSeq, a predicted model, not a curated record
AUGCAAAACUUGUAUCCGUCAGAAUCUAAUUCAUUACUUGAAUUAUGUUGUUAUCAUGGAUCUGUUCGGUGUUUUAAGUUGUUACUAUCAAAAUUCCAUUGCGAUAUCACCGAAAAAUGUCCUUCCUAUUCAUUCUUGAGUGGAAACGCAGAUAUUAUGAACGAAUGUUUGAAAGAACAAGAUCCAGAUGAUAGCUGCAUGGAAUAUGCAAUUAUCGCGCAUAACAUCGAUUUUAUUAGUUUUUUGAUGAAUGAGUUCGAAUUAAAAAUCGAUUUGACCUAUUGUGUAUAUUUCAAUAAUUUUCCAGCACCGUUAGUUUAUUUGGAUCAAACAAAAGACAUCAACAGUUUCUUUAUAGCUUCAAUAUUAUUGGACAUUCCAAUGAUUUAUAAAUUUUUCCUUUCAGUUGGUAUUGAUGUUAAUGUACAAGCUAAAAUUGGAACAACUGCACUCCAAGCUGCAAUAUCUAUCCAUAACAUCGCUGCUAUAAAAUUUCUAAUUUCACACGGUGCAGAUGUCAAUUUAAAAAAUAAACAAGGAACUGCACCUAUUCAUUUGGCUGCGCAAAUUAAUAGCAAUGGUAUUGUUGAACUUCUUAUAAGAAAUGGUGCAGAAAUUAAUGCAAAAGAUGAAAAUGGAAAUACUGCUCUUCAUAUUGCAGCCUUUUGUUUUGGCCAUCAUGUAGCAAAAUUACUUAUUUCUCAUGGAGCUGAAAUUAAUGCAAAAAAUUAUGAUGAGUAUACCCCGCUUCACUUUGCUGCUGAGAAGAAUAACAAAGAUAUAGCUGAACUUCUUGUUUUGCAUGGUGCAUUUAUUAAUGCACGUGAAAAUCAUGGAUCGACUCCUCUUCAUAUUGCUGCAUUAAAUAAUUGCAAAGAAACUGCAGAACGUCUCAUUUCACAUGGGGCAGAUGUCAACGCAAAAAAUGAUGAUAAAUCUACUCCUGUUCAUUCUGCUGCAGAAUUUUACAAAAGUAAAGAUAUAGUAGAGCUUCUUGUUUCACACGGAGCAUUAAUUAAUGCGAAUGAUAUUAAUAGAUCCACUCCUCUUCAUAUUGCUGCAUUAAAUAAUAGCAAAGAAACUGCAGAACUUCUUAUUUUGCAUGGGGCCAAUAUUUAUGCAGAAGAUAAUUCUGGUUUAACUCCGCUUUCUAACGCAAUAUGGAAAAACUGCAAACCUAUAAUAGAUCUCAUUUUUCAAAUGUUUCUGAUUUUAAUGAGAAAAUAA